Molecule: messenger RNA, 1617 nt
Organism: Cordyceps militaris CM01
Lineage: Eukaryota; Fungi; Ascomycota; Sordariomycetes; Hypocreales; Cordycipitaceae
Product: amino acid/polyamine transporter I
Exons: 5
Coding region: 1-1617 (538 amino acids)
Biological process (GO): transmembrane transport
Cellular component (GO): membrane
Molecular function (GO): transmembrane transporter activity
Source: RefSeq, a predicted model, not a curated record
AUGAGCCGCACCCCGACGGAAAACCACGAGCUGCGGCAAGUGUCCCCGGCCGAAGGCCCUCACAAGAGCCUGCCGCGGGGCGACAUGUCGCAGCGCGAGUACGAAGACCGCGUGCAGCUGAUGCGUCUGGGCAAGAAGCCGGCCCUCAAGCGCAACUUUAGCUUCCUCACCAUCCUCGGCUUCAGCUGCGCCGUGCUCGUCACCUGGGAGGGCACGCUGAUGAGCUUCUCGCCGGGGCUGGACAACGGCGGGCCGGCCGGGCUCGUCUACGGCUUCCUCUUCGUGUGGGCCGGCAACCUGACCGUCUUCUCGACGCUGUGCGAGCUCGUGUCCAUGGCGCCGACCUCGGGCGGCCAGUACCACUGGGUGUCCAUGCUCGCGCCGCGCGCCGCCGCCAACUUUCUCAGCUACAUGACCGGCUGGCUGACCGUCGCCGGCUGGCAGGGCACCGCCGCCUCGGGCGCCUACCUCGCCGGCAGCAUGCUGCAGGGCCUCGUCACCUUCACCAUGCCUGCCUACGGCGGCCGCACCUGGCAGGGCACCCUCAUCGUCUGGGCCGUCGUGCUCGUCGCCGUCUUCAUCAACACCGUCGUCAGCUCCGCCCUGCCCAAGAUUGAGGGCAUGAUCCUCGUCCUGCAUAUUGUCGGCUUCUUCGGCGUCCUCAUCACCCUCCUCACCUUUGGCGCCCAAGGCGAUGCCGACGACGUGUUUGCCACGUUUCGCAACGGCGGCGGCUGGCCGACCCAGGGACUCUCGUUCUUCGUCGGCCUGCUCGGGCUUAUCUUUUCCUUUGCCGGUGUCGACUGCUCGUUUCAUAUGUGCGAAGAAGUCCAGAACCCGUCCGUCGCCGUCCCCCGCUCCAUCAUGGGCAGCCUCGUCAUCAACGGCCUCAUGGGGCUGUCCAUGGUCAUUGCCAUGCUCUUCGCCGCCACCAACAUUGAAGCCGCGCUGACCUCGGAAAGCGGCUACCCGUUCAUCGAAAUCUUCUUCCAGGCCACCGGCUCCCGCGUCGGCACCGCCGUCAUGGCCUCGCUCAUCAUCUUCAUGACCAUUUCCGCCGUCGUCGGCGUCAUCGCCACCACAUCGCGCAUGUUCUGGGCCUUUGCCCGCGACCGCGCCAUGCCCGCCUGGCGCACCCUCUCCAAGGUUGACCAGACCACGCACGUCCCCGUCUGGGCCAUUGGCGUCACCAGCCUCAUCUCGUGCCUGCUCGCCCUCAUCAACAUUGGCUCCACCGUCGUGUACAACGCGCUCGUAUCGCUGUCCAUCUCCGGGCUCUACUCGUCCUACCUCAUCGCCGCCUCGCUGCUGCUCUGGCGCCGCUGCACCAACGGCUUCGUCGCCGCCGACACGAGCGCCGCCGCCGCCGACGACAGCCGGCUCCUCGUCUGGGGACCGUGGCACGUGCCCGGCGUCGCCGGCGUCGUCAACAACGCCCUCGCCUGCGCGUACCUGCUCACCAUGCUCUUCUUCAGCUUCUGGCCGCCCGCGCCCGUCCACGACGCCAAGGACAUGAACUUUAGCGUGCUGAUGACGGGAUCCGUCGUCAUCUUCAGCACCGUGUACUAUCUGGUCUGGGCAAAGAAGGAAUACAAGGGACCUAUUCGCGAAGUAUAA